AUGUACACAAAAGCUUUAGUGUUGAAAUAAAGACCUGAUAAUACAUUCCCAUAAAAUAUGGAAUUUUUUGAGGUCAAAGAAAUCCCUAUUCCUAAAUUAAAUUAAGGAGAAAUCUUAAUAAGAGUAUAGUUUAAGUUGAAUUCAAGGUUUUAUAUAUAGGAGUUGAUCCAGUUAUGAGAGUUUGGCUUUCUGGAGCUAAAACAUAUAUUGAUAGUGUAUAAAUAGGUUAAGUAAUGCCAGCUUUUGGAGUCGGAGUGAUAGUAGAGACAAAAUAAGCUAAAUGGGAUAUAGGUAAAUGAGAAUUGCUAGAUUUAAGGGUAAUUAGUAUCAGGUGUAUUAGAGUGUGCUAACCUAUGUAGAAGAUAUACAAAAUCUUUAUUUAAAGUUCCACUUUUUUAAGUUGGAGAUCCAAAUAUUCCAUUAUUGUUAUCUGUUUAUGGAGUGACUGGAUUGACAGCUUUAAAUGGGAUGAAACUCAUUCCAGAGGAUCAUAUACCUACUUACAAAAUAUAGAAGACUUUUUGUGUAUCUAGUGCAGCAGGCUCUACAGGAUCUAUAGCACUUUAGAUUGCUAGGCAUAUGGGGUUUAAGACUAUUGGUAUUGUUAGUGGUAGAGAAAAGAGAGACUUUGUCUUAAGUUUAGGUGCAAAUCAAUGCAUAUCCUAUAAUAAUUUCAAAGAAAAUGAUGAAAUAAUUGUGGAGUAUUAAAUAGAAUUAAAAUAAGUAAAUUGACUUAAGAAAUUCAAAAAGUGGCUCCACAAGGCAUUGAUGUUUAUUUUGAUAAUGCAGGAGAAGAAGUUCUAGAUGCUGUAUUACCAGGAAUGGCUAAGGAAGGAUUAAUCUUGCUUUGUGGAGCUACCGCUACAUACAAUGCUUGGAGGAAUAGAAGUGGAUUGGCUAAUUUAACUGCAGCCAUCAAUUAAUAGGUGAAAUUACAAGGUACACCAUCUUUUAUCUAAAAAGGCAUUAUAUUUUAUCAGGAUUAAGCCAAAAUUUACAGUGGAUUCUCAUAAAUGAUUGAAUUUGUUAAUGAUGGAGUAAUCAAACAUUAGGAAGAAAUCUAUUAUGGACUGGAGAGUUUUGUUCAGGGUCUCAAAAGAGUCUUUCUUGGCCAAAACUUGGGCAAAAUCAUUAUUUAAUUGGAAUAAUAAAUUUAUCCUAAAGCGAAAUUAUGA
Molecule: messenger RNA, 1175 nt
Organism: Paramecium sonneborni
Lineage: Eukaryota; Ciliophora; Oligohymenophorea; Peniculida; Parameciidae
Source: the annotation of a GenBank genome assembly